Acanthosepion pharaonis is the source of this 498-nucleotide messenger RNA. Lineage: Eukaryota; Metazoa; Mollusca; Cephalopoda; Sepiida; Sepiidae. The record is from the annotation of a GenBank genome assembly.
AUGCUAUGUCUCUUUUUUCUCUACUUACAUUAUGACAGGAUACAAGGGAUGAUAUUAAGCACCUCUUCCCUCUUCUAUGCUAUGUCUCUUUUUCUCUGCUUACAUUAUGACAGGAUACAGGGGAUGAUAUUAAUCACACACUCUUCCCUCUUCUAUGCUAUGUCUCUUUUCUCUGCUUACAUUAUGACAGGAUACAGGGAUGAUAUUAAAGCGACUCUUCCCUCUUCUAUGCAAUGUCUCUUUUUCUCUGUUUACAUUAUGACAGGAUACAGGGAUGAUAUUAAUCACACUCUUCCCUCUUCUGUCCGAUGUCUCUUUUCUCUCUUCUUGACAGGAUACAGGGAUGAUAUUGUCUCCUUUUUCUCUGUCUCUUUUCAUUAUGACAGACAGGAUGGAGGGAUGAUAUUACUCUUCCCUCUUCACUUGUCUCUUUUUCCUCUUCAGGGGAUGAUAUUAAGCACACUCUUCCUCUUCUAUGCUAUGUCUCUUUUUCUCUAA